Molecule: messenger RNA, 2674 nt
Organism: Trifolium pratense (red clover)
Lineage: Eukaryota; Viridiplantae; Streptophyta; Magnoliopsida; Fabales; Fabaceae
Product: cytochrome P450 736A117-like
Exons: 2
Coding region: 890-2467 (525 amino acids)
Molecular function (GO): monooxygenase activity; oxidoreductase activity, acting on paired donors, with incorporation or reduction of molecular oxygen; iron ion binding
Source: RefSeq, a predicted model, not a curated record
GCCUUCGUAUUUAUAGUAGUAGAACGACUUGGGCUUCAAGACAAAAUUAGGGCUUCUAGAAUUGCGGCAGCAGUGAUAUAUUUUUGAAAAUAAUAGUUCUAUUUUUGAAACACAAAAAUAUAUUUUCCAAAAAUAUAAUUCCUUUAGAAAAUAUAACUAGGGUUUCGGCUGCCUCCUGAAACAUAUUAAACACGUGCGCCUUCCUCUGUAAGAAACCUUGAAACAAUUCUUCAAUCAAAUCUUCAAAAGAUUGAGUAGAAAUUAAAAACCGCUAGCUGGCGCGCACAGAUACAGAGACAGGUGUUGUUCCAAAGUGUACCAACAUUUGUCACAAUACUUGGGGUCAGCACAUAUGUCUCAACACUUGACUAAAAUAUGUUUUUGCAAAAUGUAGCCAACAUACAAAAACCCAACAAGAAGAAAAGUAACAACCAAAUCCUUUCUCUUAUCGGACAGUAUUUAUAAUACUCAGUACAAACAAAUAAACCGUGACUGAUACAUACAGUCUUGUCUUCAUGGAUAACUCUCCCAGAAUAUAGUGGAAUCUAUCUCCAUUUUCCUAUCCUAUCAUGAAUUCAAAACAAAUUCCAGUAGUUACACUUGUGGCCAUAAAUGAAAUGAGAAAGGGUUCCUAAUUAACAGUUUCUAGAUUAGAUAGAAAUACAAACCUUUUCUCCUGAUCUCUCAUAUCAUUAUCCACAUGCAAAUAAAAUUUAUACGUGCAUAAAUAUAUGAAGAAAUAACAAUAAAUACAAUGUAACUCAUUCUCAUCCUAUGCUUUGAUUUUCACCUUAUCAAAAUACAAUUCAUUAUCUUAUGAUAAUCAUUUAGUCACCAUAAUAUAUAUAAAGGAAAUUAUAUCACUCAACAGAAACAAAAGCUUAAAGCUAUGUCCACCUUUCUUCAAACUUUUCUUUCACAAGAAAGCUUACAUUCAAUAUUCCCUAUGCUUUUCUUCACUAUCUUCCCACUAUUUCUUAUUUCUCUUUUCUUCAUCAUCAAAUAUUGGUAUGUCGACAAUUCUUCUGUCACACAAAAAAACUCACUACCGUCACCUCCAAGAUUACCUCUACUUGGUAAUCUCCAUCAACUUGGCUUAUUGCCUCACCGGUCGCUCCAAAAUUUAUCACACAAAUAUGGCCCUUUAAUGCUUCUUUAUUUUGGGAAGGUUCCAGUACUUGUGGUUUCCUCUGCUGAUGCAGCACGAAAAGUAAUGAAAACUUAUGAUUUGGUUUUCUCUGAUAGGCCACAAAGUAAAAUCUUCGAUAUCCUUUUUUAUGGUUUCAAAGAUGUGGCAAGUUGUGGAUAUGGUGAGUAUUGGAGACAAAUAAAGAGUCUCUGUGUGUUACAUCUUCUGAGUAACAAAAGGGUUCGAUCUUAUCAUCGUGUAAGAGAGGAAGAAACUUUAAGAAUGGUGGAAUAUAUUAAGGAGCAUUGUUGUUCUUCUGCUUUGCCGUUGAAUUUAACGGAGUUGUGUUCUACAAUUACUAAUGAUAUAGUAUGUAGGGUGGCUUUAGGAAAAAGAUACCGUGAAGGAAGAGAGAUGAAAUUGCAGGAGGUGUUGUUGGAAUUUGGAGAGUUAUUGGGCACUGUAUGUAUAGGAGACUAUAUACCUUGGCUUGAUUGGUUGGGAAAAGUUAAUGGUUUUUAUAUCAGGGCAGAAAAAUGUGCUAAAUAUUUGGAUGAGUUUAUAGAACAAGUAAUUGAGGAGCACAUUAGUCAUAGGUUGAGGAAUGGUACCGUUGAUAAUGAGGAGCAGGGUGAUUUUGUCGAUGUUUUGCUUUCUGUUCAGAAGACUAAUGCUAUUGGCUUCCCAAUUGAUAGAACUUCAAUAAAAGCUUUGAUACUAGACAUGUUUGCUGCAGGUACAGACACUACCUACACAGUCCUAGAAUGGGAAAUGACAGAAUUGUUAAGACACCAAACUGUGAUGCAUAAAUUGCAAGAUGAGGUCAGAACUGUGGUUGGAAAAAAAACUCAGGUAACUGAAGACGAUUUGGUUAACAUGAACUACUUGAAAGCUGUGAUCAAAGAAACUCUUCGCCUGCACGCCCCGAUUCCAUUAUUAAUCCCUCGGAAAUCUAUGGAAGAUAUCAAACUAGAUGGCUAUGACAUUGCAGCUGGAACACAGGUAAUAGUGAAUGCUUGGGCAAUUGCAAGAGACCCUUCAAUUUGGGAAGAACCUCUAGAGUUUAAACCAGAAAGGUUUAUGAACAGUUCAAUAGAUUUCAAAGGAUUGAAUUUUGAACUUAUCCCAUUUGGAGCAGGAAGGAGGGGUUGUCCUGGAGUGUUAUUUGCCACUGCUGUAAAUGAAUUGGUUCUAGCAAACCUUGUUUACCAAUUUGAUUGGAAAUUGCCUGAUGGAGUAGCAGGGAAGAAUUUGGACAUGUCUGAGACUGGUGGCAUUACUUGUCAUAGAAAAUACCCUCUACUUGCAGUAGCUACAAAAUAUGACAGAAAUGAAUAAACAGUGACAAUAGUUAAGAUGCCAAGAAUGACAUUAUUAAAUUGUUAAUAACUACUAUAAUUGAACAAUGUAUAAGUAAAGCAAAUACUAUUUUUUGUGCCAUAUAAUGUAGUUGCAACUUGCAACCCAAUGAGUGGACAGAAGAGCUAUAUAAAUAAAUGGAUAUGUAAUAAGACACCCAGCAUGUGUUAACGGUGAAGUCCGCCA